Electrophorus electricus (electric eel) is the source of this 676-nucleotide messenger RNA. Lineage: Eukaryota; Metazoa; Chordata; Actinopteri; Gymnotiformes; Gymnotidae. The record is from RefSeq and is a predicted model, not a curated record.
GUGGCAGUGUGCAUCAUAUGCUCGUUUGAUUCCAUAAUCUGCAGUUCAUCGCUAAAUUCGAGAAGAAGCGUGAUGGCAGGUUCAGGCUCCUGGAGGACACCGCGGGGAUGUGAUGUCUACUGGAGUGAAUACAGACAUUGUAAGAGUUUAUGGAGCCGCUUCCAUCACUACUACACUUACGGAACGUCACCGCUAUGCCAGCAGUGGAAAGACGACUAUGGCGCGUGCAGAGAGUGGGAAAAGACACACAGUGCACAUGCCAAGGAGUGUCUCCAGGAGAGUGAAAGGAAGCGAGUGUCUGAGCAAAGGAGCUUCACUCCAGUUUGGGAGAUGAGACAUAAGCCGCCAGCCGACUGGCACAUGCCUCUUAAUCAGGACCAGUCACAGGACUCUUGAAAGCGCACAUGCACAUCAUUGUCCAUGAAUUCAAACCUGUUUAUAUGCCUUGUGUAUAUGUACAGUUAAGUUUUGGUUAUGUUUUUAUCUUUUAACAGGUGCUCAGCCCUUCAUAUUUAAUAAAUAUAAGGAACUUAUUGAAAAUAUACAAGUAACGUAAUUGUCAUUAAUUAAAAUCUCUGUUAUGUAAAACAACUUGCAUAAGAAUAAAUGUGUUUGUUUUAUGGAAUAGCACAGCAUACAGUAGACUAAUGUAAAUCAUUAAAAUUUACAAAUUGUU